GAUUAGAGUUAGUAGUUCUUAAGGAUUUUCUGUUGUAAGGUGGAGGCUUACUAAGGUGGAAGCUUAAUUCCUUUCUCAGAUCUUUAUCAAGUAGGCAGCAUCAAUGUGACACAGUUAAAUUCCACUAGUUCCAAAGGAAAUGUUUGUUAGGCGCUAUUCAUAAGAAAUGGUUUAGAAUUCUUCUGAAGAUUAAAUGUGUACAUCAGAUCUGGGAGAAGGGAUGAAUAUGAGUAGGCUUUCAGCACAUAUCACAGCCAGAUCUGCAAAGCAAAGGUAUUGUAUUAUUUUAUGGUUUGGGCCACCCAGAUCAUAAAAUAUAUGAAAGAUGAAUUUCUGGACUUGUCAUACAGCAGUGUCCAAGGCAUCCCUGUGCACAUACAUACAAACACAUCUUGUGUCUUAUUUCCAUAAGAGUAAAGGCUUAUACUGAUGUCAACUAAUAAACAUAGACUGUUUUUCAAAACAGUGUACUGCAUCAGAGUGAUGAAUCCAUUCACUGGUUUUAUCAGGAAGAAUGUUCAAUCAAGCGCGGUCAUCUGGGCAUGCUGCAGUCAAAAAAGGAAAUCUGAAAGAAAGAUGUAGAACUAUCAUUAAAUGUAUCUGUUUUAUGGGCUGUGCGAAGGAUGGAACUGGGCAUUCCCUGUGGAACUCUGAUAAGUGGUUGGCAGGCUGCAGGCAGGAAUCCUGAAUUUAGCAUUUUUAUAUAUCUGUACAUCUGUAGGUAGAUUUAAAAAUUGUGUAAGCAUAGUGGGCUGAUUUGCUUUAAUUAAAACAAGUCAAGGUAUCUGUGGUUCAGUCUCAAUUAGAGCGUGAGAGAACAGUUCAGGUCUGUGAUUUUGGAGUGAGGCAGUAAGAAGCUCAAAAAAAAAAACUGGAAAGAAACCAAGGUGAUGUCAGCUGCAGACGGAAGAGAGGCUGGGCAUCCUUCUGACCCAGCUCCCUGGCUCACAAGCUGGAGUUUGUGAAGCUGCAGCUGGGAGCACACAUUUCUGCUUGGAAGAACUGUACUGGGAAGCAUUUCUGGGACUGUGCCUUCAUAAGAGUGCCUACCAAGGCGUGUGCAGAAGGAUGGCUGCAGCAGAACCUCUAACCGCUUUCUCCCGAUGGUACCUCUAUGCCAUUCAUGGCUAUUUCUGUGAGGUCAUGUUCACAGCUGCCUGGGAGUUUGUGGUCAAUUUCAACUGGAAGUUCCCAGGUGUUACCAGUGUGUGGGCACUCUUCAUCUACGGCACAUCCAUCCUCAUUGUGGAGAAGAUGUAUCUGUAUCUCAAAGACAAGUGUCACAUUUUAGUGCGCUGCUUCAUUUACACCCUCUGGACGUAUCUCUGGGAGUUCACCACUGGCCUCAUCUUACGCCAGUUCAAUGCCUGCCCAUGGGACUAUUCCCAGUUUGAUUUUGACUUCAUGGGCCUGAUCACCCUGGAGUAUGCCAUCCCAUGGUUUUGUGCUUCUUUCAUCAUGGAACAGCUGGUGAUCAGGAACACCCUGCGCUUGCGAUUUGAUGAGACUGCUGAGCCAGGGGCUCCCACUGUUCCUGUUGCCUUGGCCAAUGGCCACGUGAAGACGGAUUGAAGCAUGACUUGGAGCCCCCCUUAGAAAUCUGAGGGAGCACAGACCUCUACCACAGGCUGUUAGCUCUGGCUUUGAGGUACUGGUCCUUGCUGUAUGAUAAGAUUCAUAAACCCCAUUUUUCUAAUGGGGGUGUGCAUGGGAUAUACCAGAAAAAAAAAAAAGUGGAACCAAUAGAUUUUCUAAGGAUUUUACUCUUUGGGUUCCAAGGACCAAUAUCAAUUACUUGUUAGUUAGGUUAUUUCUGAUUUUAACUUAUUACAGAUGAAAGCAGUCCUUUUGCUUAUACUUUUGUGUGGAGAAAGAAGAAGGAGGGAAAAAAAAUGCUAAGGUGGAAAAGCAUUCAAAAAGGAAAAAUGUAAUCAUUGGAUGGUCAUGGACACGCCAGCAAAGUUAGUGAUUGGCUUACUCCAUUAGGCAAUAUUCAGGUGCUUGCUUGCAACCAAUACCUCCUGUGGGACCUGAGAUGCUGCAGGAACAAGGAAAAUCCAUCUGCUAUGGAGAAGAACCUAAGGCUGGCAGUCUGCUGGGGAGGUAGAUGGUGUUCCCCUCAUGAGGUCCCACUGGCCUACCCCGGGGUUCUUUUUUGCACCACAAUACAAUCUGGUGCUGGACAUCUUGCUGAAUUUAUACAAAUCUUGUACUUCUUGAAAUCUCAGUCCUGAUAAUAGAUUUUUUUUUUUCCUUUUCUUUCUUUUUUUUUUUUUUUUUCUUUACGAAAAAGCCUUUUUUGCUGAGUGAAUUUUACCAUGAUCUGUGCAAUCUGAAUCUUGGCAAAAGGCACAAGAAAUAUGUAAGUCUUCCCAUCUCCUCUGUCCCCCCAAAGCAGAACUUGUCUGAAGGGCUGCUGCAGAUUCCAGCUCUCAUCCUGACCAUGUGAACCUUGAAGAGACUGUACAUGCCACAAGAGUCUUCUGCCUUCCUUCCCAGGGAUUCCUCUGUUUCUGGUGAUGCUGAUGACUUAAUCUGGCUGCAACUCAUUGUACUUGACCAAAGGUCAAAAUCUUUGUGUGGCUGAAGUGGUACCUAGCAUUCAGUUCUAUAGCACUGAUGGUCAUCCUCCAUCAGCACUGGCAGCCCAGUGGUCUCCUCAGUGUUUCAAGAGGGUUUGCUCUUCCUUCCCAAAUUACAUUCUAAAUAACCACAGCAGACCUUUCCUAUUAGAAUAACUGGAGGCAGCAAGAGAUACGCCAUGCUGCCUGAUAAAGGAAGACACAUUGCUUCCAAAAACAAACACUAUUUUUCCUAAAGAGCACUUCUUCACAGUUUGAGCAAGGUUUUGGGUUCUAGUGUGAGAGAAGCAGUAAAGAGCUAUAGGAGCAGGGAGUGCUGUGGCUCCACUUUGGAGCUUCUUGCAUGGGGGCAGUUUGAAAUUUAACCUCUUGGGAAUGCUUAUGGAGUUUGGGAAAAGUUGUAGAAUAGGGAAGGUGCCUGAUACUGGCAACCACAGGUCAAAUAAUGUGCUUUGGUAAGCCUUGGCUGUCAGAGUUCCUCAAAAGUGGAAUUUCCUGUUGUCAGAAGUACAGUGCUCAUGACAGCUUUACCAGGCAGGUUUGCUGUAAUUGCCUCAUAGGACAGAUCAAUUUUGAGCAUUCCUAUACUGUAAUCAGCAGAGCUGCAGCAGAGAUGAAUUUGGUUUGAAACAUACAUGUUUGUGGGGUUGUGAUUUUUCCACUCUUGCAAUGGAAGUAGAUAGGUCAUUUUUGUGCUGCUACUCUGUCUGAGGUAGAGCUCAGCUGUGAACCCGCUCCUUGUCCUGGGGAAUCCACUCCCAAGGGAAGAAGCACUUCUAGCCUCGUGAAGGGAAUUAUUGGCAGGUUCUGCCCUUACAAAGCCAGUGUUAAUUCUUUCUGUGUUGCGUAGAGUGCAAUUAUUUUAUUCCUCUCCUUCCCCCUUCUCACAUGACAUCCAUUGCUGGCAAUGGACACAAACCAAUGGCAUCAAGGAGUUAAUCACAUCUGCCUUGGGGUACACAGUGUCUCUCAAAGCACUCUGAAUGUUUAGGUGGGUAUUUAGUGUUUCCUUUUUAUAGAUAAUUAAACUAAAAGAGAGCAAGCAAUGAGCAGAUAUAUAUACUUCUUCCUUGCUGUGAUGCCAGUAUUAUUAAACCAGAGAAGCAGUAUGUUGUUUGUUAGUCCGGGUGAUCUCACAUGUGCAGACCCAGGCAAAACCAUCACCUCAUGUAGUGCAGGGGGACAAAAAGAUUUAGCUCUGCUGAGUUACAGCAAGAACUGCAUGGUGUAGAUAAGAGCUGGGGUCUCAUCCCAUAUCUAGAGGCGUUCAAGGCCGGGCUGGAUUGGCCCUGGGCAGCCCAAUCUGGUGGGUGGCAGCCCUGCCCAUGGCAAGGGGUAGGAACUAGAUGAUCUAUAAGGUCCGUUCCAACCUAAGCCAUUCUAUGAUUCUGUGAUGUCCCUGCUUUGUCCCUAGUUCUGUUGGGGUCUUGCAGUACCCAGAGUUCUCUUGCAGCACAGUGUGGCUGUGGUGUGAUGCUGCCUCUUAUCUACCCACACCAUCUGAAACCCUCAGCUUCAUAAAAGCAUCUCUAGGAGCCCUGCUUUCUCCUUUGCUGCUACAAAACUCUUAAAAAUGUUAAAAGGAGCUAGCAGCACCAUUUGGUGACUCCGUACCAGCUGCAGGUGGGACAAAAGGAGGAAGAGUUCACAGAGCUAACUUGGAACACAGCCAUGUGUUGUGACUGCAGAAGCUUCCACCAAAUAACAGAGUUCUUGCACAGUGAUGUAAUGUUCAGGUGCUCAGACUAUGGAUGGGUUUCCCAGCAGCAUAUGACAUCUUAUUCUAUUAUCCCUAUUGCCUAUGCCAUUGUAGUAACUACUCUGGUUUGCUUUCCAGUGAUGUCUGAUGUGUACCACCUAGAUAUUGCAUCCUUAGAGACUUGUAAAUUAUACCCAGAAGUGCACUUUACUUGCAGCUUGCACACCAGAAACAGGAAGGGAUCCAACAAAUUAUUAAAUAAUUUCAAAUAAUUCCCUGGACAACAAAUGUUAUCGCAGGGUUUGCUUUAAUACGAUGUACCUAACACAGCAGGGUUAGAUAGACUUCUUGCUAAGCAAUGUGGCUUUGUCUUUUCUGCGAAAUCUCUCUUUUUAAUACAUGUGAUGCUUCUUACAACAUCUUACAGGAGAAGUGCCCAGAGCACGUUACCGGGGUGUUGAUGGCAGCUCAGCGUGAGCUCAGGAGCUGGACUGGACUGAAGUGGUAGAGACACUUAAUUAUGAAGGAAAAAAACAAAAAACAACGCACAAGGCCUAACCAUUUGUUUGUAUGUGUAUCUUCCUUGGUAGAUUAAAGUUGCCUGUUUUGAGUUCACCAGCAAUAAAAAACUUGUGAUUUA
Coturnix japonica (Japanese quail) is the source of this 4921-nucleotide messenger RNA. It is a transcript of the gene TMEM229B, whose product is annotated as transmembrane protein 229B. NCBI's taxonomy places the organism in Eukaryota, Metazoa, Chordata, Aves, Galliformes, Phasianidae. The record is from RefSeq and is a predicted model, not a curated record.